Molecule: messenger RNA, 15348 nt
Organism: Xyrichtys novacula (pearly razorfish)
Lineage: Eukaryota; Metazoa; Chordata; Actinopteri; Labriformes; Labridae
Source: the annotation of a GenBank genome assembly
UUUGCUGUGAUUGCAUUGUCCGGACAUAGAUGAGUCGGUUUGGCAAGUUUUGUUGGUUUACUUUCUCCACAAGCUAAAACCUCAGCCUGUAUAUCUGUUAUCUCCAUAGCGGGAGGUGAGGACAGGCCGUCGGUUUUGUUGUUUACUAACUUUGAGGCACCACCCUCGCUAUCUCCUACAGUCAGCAUCGAGUCAUGCCCCAUCCCGUUACUGAUCUGAUCCUCGGACCCCGACCACGAUCCGCUAGCUUCGGUGUCCUUCUUCUUCUUCUCCCCUUGUACCGGAGGGACUUCGAUCACAUCUGUCAAGUCGGACUUCUCGGCACUGGAGGUGGCGUUAACAGCGCUGUGAGUACCAACGUUAGUGGUGCUGUUAUUGCAACUAACGUUAACCAAAGUACUAAGAGCAGCCUCACUAUUCUUGCAUUUCUCGGCAGCUCCUUUCACGCCGCCAACAGCCGUAACAUCGCCCAUAUCUCCCGCGAUCGUGGUACACAACGAGUUCCCGUCAGUGUCUCGAUGCAGGUUUGCAUUUUUCUCCAUUUCGAUGUACAGACUGUCGACAGAUUUUAGCUAAAUUUCAGCAGCAGCUUCGGUCCCAAAGACGCCAUGACAACUCUGCGAGUGACGUCAUCAGAGUGAAUUGAUUUCAGGCCGAACAAGGGGGCGCUCGAGAGCGGACGUACAGGCGGUGGUGCGUUUGAGGAUACUCGGAUUUUUAUAAUUCGACGUUUCCCCAGGCAAAAAUUACAAAAUAUAAAAGAGACUCUACGGUGACAAGUUCUCUUGUCAUCGAUUUUUUAAAACAAUUUAUUUAUUAACAUUUUUUCAUAAACAGUAUUCAACUUCAAUAACAACAAUAGAACUAAACAUUUCACCCAAACCCAACCCCCUCCCAGAACAAAUCCCAUAGGCCAACUCUUACUUACAUCCUUAAAAAAAAAAAAAAAAAAAAAAAAAAAAAAGAUUAAAAAAAAAUAAAAAAAAAAAAAAAAUGAUAAUGAUAUAAAUGUAUAUAAAUAAAAUGAUGAAAUAAUAACAACAACAAUAAUAAUAAUAAUUAUUAUUAUUAUUAUUAUUACUUUAACAAUAAUAAUAAUAAUACUAAUCAUCAUCAUCAUCAUCAUCAUGAUCAUCAUCAUCAUCAUCAUAAUAAGAUGAUUUGCAGAUGUGCUACAACCAUAGACUGUAUAUACUAUGGCUUCAACCAACAACUACCACCACACCACUGACAGUACUCAUCUAGUUAUCUGUGAGAAGUUAUCCAGAUAUAUUUUAAAGUCAUUCCAGCAUUUGCCAAAAAGAUGGGGUUUCUUUGUCAUAUUAAACAUAAUUUUUUCAGAGGUCAUGUAUGAUGAAAUCUCCUUAAGCCACAUUGUCUGUCAAGAUCACAACUUUAAAAAUUCACGAGGACAAUAUUGGAAAUAUCGUCAAUAGUUUGAAAAAGUACCUUUUACAUUUAGUGUAUUGAACUACUGGAUAUGGAAGAUGUUAACUACGCAGAGUUGAUCGCAGUUGCACCAAACGCAGACUUUUUAUCUUGACUUUAUCUUGAAACUGACCCAUGAAGUUUCUAUUUUACCAGGAUAUAGAUGGAGCUUGAACAUAACAUGUUGUGCCCGUUCGCGUACAAGUGCUCGCGCUUCUGCGAGGCCCUUGUAAUCUCGCGUUGAUAGACCCCUAUACAACUCUACAGCGAAACGAGACCAUAAGAAAAAGUGACGCUUAUUGGUCAUUGAUUGUAUUCAUAUGAUGAGCAUUUAAAGGGAAAAAACAGUUGUUUGUGCCAAAUCUUCAAUGGUCGCAUUUAAAAAAAAAAAAAACAAAGAUAAUUAGUUGACUAAUCGUUUAUUGGGCAUCGUAGACAGUGAUUUUUUUUUUCAGGAGGAGGGAGGGGCCGGGAGGAAAGACAACCUCUUCGUUUAAUUAAUUUGUCAGUUCAGACCAGUCCACAUGCAAUAAGUUCUUUGAGUCAGUAGGUGGCAGCCAUUACUUAACUGGCCCGAGAAGGAGAUUCAUCUACCUCCCCUGACAGAUUUUAAGAGGUAAAUAUGUGCAUCAGAAGAAAAACCUUUCUUCAGAACAUAGAGACCAAGACAUUAAUCUUUAAAAAAAAAAAAAACAACAACAUACAUUUAGGAGCAAUGUAUUUAUUUUCUAGGAAGAGGGGUGUUGCGAGGUUUUCUCCUAGUUAUAGGACUAUUCAGUUAAUUCAGCUAGAAGACCCUCAUUUUCUUAGCAAUUAUCGUUUUAAAAGGGAGGCUGGAUGUGAUGGGAAGAAAUGCUCAAAGUUUUCUUUGAUAAUAUCAAUUGUCUGAGUGCUAUAUGUAAUUUCAAGUACAAAAUAUGCUGCCAAUAAAGUCAAUACUUGCCUCAGGUGUGAUCUGACCAGAAUCUGAAUAACAAACAAAGAACUUGAUCUGCCAUGGGUGAAGGUGGACAGAUAUGACAGUAAGUGACUGAGAGAACCGAGGACCUACACUAAGAUUUGCCAAUGUCAGCUGUAUGAGUGGAAUCUGAGCCAGUAUUGCUGUUUUUGGUUGGUCUUAAUAAAAGUAAUCUGGUGACCUAAAAUUCAAUGUUUUUUUUUAUUUUUUUUUUAAAGUUUGUGAUGGUAUGAAGAAAAACAAUGAGCUGUUUUUAUUUUAGAUCUAUGUGGCGGCUGACAGAAUAUCGUGGGGAAAAAAAACUUAUCCUGUUAUAUGAAAGUAAAUAAAAACAUUUCUGAAUGUUACACGAUUAGUGACUAAGUUGUCUUUGCAAAAUAUUUAUUUAUUUAAUCUAAAUCAAAUAACUUCAUCCUCUUGUCUUUGGUAAAAUAAAUACCACUUUCUGCAUAGGCCUAUUACAAAAGUUAAAAACCACAAGUGUAGGAAGAGAUGUUUCAAACAUUUCUUAUCAGCAGAGAGGAGAGGUUAACUCAAAUAACUGUCAAUUAAAACUCUUAGUUAAUCUAAGUAGACGUAUACAAAUGAUUCACAGUUUGUCCCUUAACAUAAGACCGCUGAGCACUGACUGUAGUAAACGGAUGGGUGUGCCCCUUAUGGUGUGUUGUGCCCUCGCUCGCUCUCUUGACAGCACAUGGUGGAAGUAGAGGGGAGGGUCACAGUCUGUGGCUGAGUUUGCCUACAUGAAUCCGGGUAACAGGGGGCAGGAAGAGUCGGUGCGAGUGAUGGGAGCUCACUAGGGGAAAAGAAGGACAAAUGUACCGGUAACAGACAGACAACGAAACAAUAGACAAUCAGGCUCGCUGGGUCACAUAGCGAGCUUAAAGGGACUUUCGAUACGAUGAUUUUCAGACUAUUUUUUAUGUUUUGCUGCCUACGCUUCAUAACAGGUAAGUUUGCCAUUGAUUCAAACGUAAUGAAAAAUAAUUAGGUCAGCAAGUUGUUCUCUGACGACGGUUUAAUUUACUAACUUGCUGGAUAAUCUGAGUAUAACUGAUAACUUUAGUUUACCCGGUAAAUUCAAAUGAACUGUGGUAGUGUUGAUUGUCUUGCAGGUUACAUAUGUAGAUGUAUGAUAUGCUGCACUGCUGCAGUUACAAUAACUAACUGCAGGAAUCUGAACUGGCUGCUUCAUCUAUUUCUUCCACCUCAAAUGACCCCAACUUAAUACGAAUAUAGUCCACAGUGGGAGUUUAAAACAGAAAAAACGAUCCACGAUUAACAGUAACUGUUGUUACCACAGGAAUACAAGAUGGUUUGUUAUAAGUUUUAAUCAAAGUUGCAAGGGAUAUUAAAUGACUUUGUUUCUACUAUGUUCUUGUCAAAAGACUAUGGAAAUGGAUGAAAUAUGAUCUAGUGCCAUACCCUUGAUAUUUUCUCAUGACAGAGUCCAAUCCUGCCAUCACCCAGCAUUCAUAAUAAUGCCAGGCUCACAUCAGCUGCAACAUGCUGUUGCCUCCUCCUCUGUUCCUGUCAGCAGUUUCCUCCGGGGGAAUUGCACUUCACUGAGUCACUUAAGGCUCAAACAGAUCACACUGAAAUCAUAAUGAAAUGGUGUCCACAGCAAAAAAAUAGGAAAGUGGUUUUCAUAGCUGAUAUUGAUAAGUAAUUCAGAAAGUCAGUAUUAUUGUCUGUGGGGAACUUUCAGCGGCAACUCCAUGAAGUAGCACAGCCAGUAUAUUCAUGCUUUCAAAAUCUGUUACAGCAGCUCCUUCAGAGUAGUUUGUUAACAUGCUGAUAUGAGUGGGAAACACCAGGAGCCCUGACAGUAACUGGGAUGCUCCUGUAAAUGUGCAUUCUUGAACAAGUUAAGAUUUUGACAGUGUCCUUCUACUAGAAUAUUGGUAGAAAAUCUAUAACAUCAGAAAUUUCAGGUAUAAUAUUAAUUUAUGUCACAAGAGACCAUCUGUUGUGAUAUUAACCUAGUGCUGUCAGAGUUUUGUAUUUAAAUGAGGACAUCAUAUUCUACUGCGAAGACUAAUCAGGUCAGCGUGAGCUGUCAGUGUUUGGUCUCGGAUCAAAUUAACAUAGUUUCUGAUUUGUUACUUUCACACCACAAAGCACAUCAUGAUGACUGUCUGUCUUUUCUGGUCUCAUUUUAUUGUCUGUUAUUUUUUCAAGUAAGAGCUAAAGAAAGCUGGCUGUCAGAGAUUCUUCUUGGUGCAUUCACAGACAAGUUGCUGCUAGCCUAGUAAAGCUCCUCCCUGUUUUGGGCAUUGUGACUCCCCCACAAUGAAGCUCUACAGAACUGAACAAACUUCACAGUGGAACUAUCAAGGCAAGAUGGGGCACCUAUACUUUUGACAUUUAGGAAAACAGACAGGAUUACCUCUGUGGACGCAUCAGUGAGCUAAAAAGCCUGGUAAACACGAGGAUGAAAGCUAGUAUCAUUCUGAACACCAUUACAGCAAUUAUAUACAGCUGUAUCUCUGCCUGGCUUCAUAGGUCUUUGUCAUGCCACAGAGUUGAAGGUAAAUAACAAAUAAAUAUGGCUGGAUUCCACUUAGCUGCCUCAGUUUGAGAGCCUGUAUUAUAUAUUCCUCCUGCUUGUCAUGGCCAACUUUAACAUAAUCAGCCAAUACUGAACAGGAAACCUGUGUUUCCCUGCUGUGAAAAGUCCAGUGUCUGUUGCUGUUUUACCACAGAUAUUAUUUUGUUUUUCAAGCGAGAUGGAUAUUAAUAAGCCUUUGAAUCCUCUCUCAGGUCAGUUUGAGAACCCCUUGAACCAAUAUAUACGCCAUUAUGAAGGUUUGUCAUACGACACAGAAGCCUUGCACAACAGUCAUCAGAGAGCCAAGAGGGCCCUCUCUCCUCAGGACAGGAUUGUGCACCUGGACUUCCAUGCACUUGGGAGGUCAGUUUACAAACAAACUCGCACAUAAAUGCUGCCCUUCUCACUUUUACACUGUCUCCUUCAAUUCACCACACUACUUCCAAUUACCUUCCUCCUUUACACCUCACAGUACAUCUGUGAAGGUUAGAUAAGUAGCUUCAUCAGUGAUUGUGUGUUGAGUUCAAGCUGUAAUCACCCCUUGCUUUGUCUUUUUUCUAUUAAUUUUACCCUCUGCAGCGAAGUUCUCUUAUAUUCUCACCACCUUUACCUUUUUUAUUUCUCAAUGACACAAUGUUCAAGUUAAGUACUAAUCAUGUUGUCUGGAUACUGUGGUGAUAGCACAGAUUUGGAAACCAGCAGCUGUUGGAAAAGGUUUUGCAGCAUCUAUACUGAAAGUUUAAUCCUCAUGCUUGUAUGGACAAUCACAUUCUGAUGAAACAAUGUCACAUGCUGCCAGGUAUGCAUACCUUACUUCAAGAAUGCAAGAAUAAUUUAUCAUGCACAAAGACUCCCAUCUGGUCUCUCUGUUCAAGACACACCCUAACAUUGUAUAAUAUACAAUACAAUGCAAUACAAGGACUUCAUUGAUUGUUAUGAAAGUCAUAAUGAAGGUUAACGCUAAUUAAAAUCAGACUUACUAUGUGCACAAUCCAGAAAUAGUCAUUUAAGCAAGUCAAAGAUUCCAGUGUAUAUUAAAACAGUGUCUUUAUUUGAAGUCCAAGUGAACUGAUAUUUCAGUCCCAACGAAAUGUUUCAAAUUGGAAAUAUAAACAACACUGUAGUAGUAGAGCCAGCAGCUUAUAAAGAAUGGGUUCCAGUACAGAAGAUAUCAUGAUGUAACCAUUUUUGGUAAACUGUACUGUAUACAGUAUAUUAUCCUCUUAGCAGGCACCCCAUCUCUUAUGUCUUCAGGCCAUUAUUAUUUCCUCGAGCCAGUCUGCUUACUGAGCAAAGUUUAUGACUGUCAGAUGCUUGAGUCAAUAUGUUCAGGAUUCAGGAGAUGUCUGAAUAAUUUAUCAAUCAGCUGGUUCUAUCUGAUAUGAAGAACUGACUGGAUCAACUGACUCUCUUCUUCCUGUGUGACGCAAACCACAUUCAUUUGUCUGAUAUGUGACUAAAAAUCUAAAACAAAGGAUCUGUCAUCACAAAAGCAAAAACAACCUAGAUUACCUGUUGCUGUACACUUUGUUGCACUAUAUUAUGACAUUUUAUUGCUGCAUUUCUUACACUGAUCAGACACUUUUCUAUCAUGGUGGCAAAAUAUAUCAGAUUUCUGAGUCAAGAUUGUGGCUAUCAGUUCUAGAGUCUGAGUUCACUUAUACUGUGCAGUUUUGGCUGUUUGUUCAUUUUUAAGGGGACAGAAGAAAAGUAAAAUUGAUUUCCAGUUUAAACCUGUAAGUACUUAUGUUUCUGUUUUUGAUUUUUUUUUUUUCAAACAAUGCUCACAAUUUUUGAGAUCCAUCUGUAUGGCAGUGCAGCAGAGACGUGUACACAAAAAAGAGGAUAAUAUCUAGUAUUGAUGAAAAUUAGGAGUGGGGAAAAUUGGUACAACAGUUGUUGUUCCCUGAGGUGGUAACUGUCAUAUGUUGCCCUGUGCAUGUGAUUGAUUUUUGGCAAAUGCUAAGAAUUUGUAUGAAAACAUUAGUAGUGUUUGGUGUAUUUAAUGUUAACACACGUCUUCUCCUGAUUUUCUUUGUAGAUAUUUUAACUUGCGAAUGAAGAGAGAUACUACCAUAUUUUCUCCAGACCUCGUCAUUGAGGUAUCAGGGGAGAAGGAACCUAUGGAUACAUCCAGUAUUUACAGUGGGGAAGUCUUUGGUAAGUCCAGCUGGACUUACCAAGGUCAAAUUUUAUCACUGAAUCAGUUGGUCUUACAACAAGUGUCCAUAAUCUCAGCCUAGCAAUACUAGAAAGCUGAAAUCUUUGUACUUUCUCUUUAACAUGAAAGAGCAUACAAUACCAACAUUUUGACCACACACCGGGAUUAUAUGUGAUUACAUUACAUUUUUAUAUGCCUUGUGAUAAAGCCAUGACUUUCUGCUUUCAAUUAUACCACAAGAAUCGUAUGAAGCAAACUAUUUUAAUAAACUUGAAGUCUGUGACUUAGAAUUCAUCUCAUGCAAUUUCCAGUAUCAGUUGAUCAGUUUGUUUGCUUAUUGUUUAUAGAUUCUGAAUGUGCACAACAUAGAUAUUUCAUUUUAAUUCCAGUAUAGAAGAAUAAUUUAGUAGUCUUUAUUAGUCUCUGUAGGAAAAAAGCAGUUUGACUGUCUGUCCAUACCCCCAUUCACUUCUUUGUCAGGUGACAAGGGCACGCUGGCCCAUGGCUCUGUGGUGGAUGGGCGCUUUGAGGGCUUCAUCAUAACUCACCAUGGGACAUACUUUGUCGAGCCCUCAGAGAGGUACCUUAAGGACCAGAACACACCAUUCCACUCCGUCAUCUAUCACAAUGAUGACAUAAGUAAGCAUCAGCCGUUUCUCUUAUUGGACUGACACACACUUUGUGGUCUCGAGUUGAAAAGGAAGUUUAAGCUAACAAAGCACACACAAGAGUCAACUGGUGUUUGUGUUUUGUUCACACAUGUGAAUUUAGUUGUACUUUGAAAAAAAAAAGCGUUUUUAAUAAAACCAUGUUAGAUUUUUUUUUUUUUUUUUUACCUUGGCUUGUGGUCUUGCUAGGGUCAAAAUGAACAACUGAUUCUUAAAAGGAAACACAACCCCCCCACAUAAGGUAAUGCAAACAUUGCAGAAGUAGAGAGACAUUCCAAAGAAGAGCCUCCAGCAAUAAAAGUUCUCACCUGAUAUAAACCCCACCCUGACUUUUGGCUGACUGAUAUUCAUCACUCACACCAAUGAACACAGACCAAGGAGAUUAAGAUGAGAUAAGAACUUUGUUGAUCCCCAAAGGGAAUUUCCUGAGAAUGUGUUUUGUGAAAAGUUUUUUUUUUUUUUUUUUUGUAGAUGUUUCCUGUAAAGAUUCUGAUGCAACAGUGAAAAAUAGGAAACCAUGUUGUUCUAAAAUGAUGAAGUCCAAUUAUUUGACUGUAGGCUUUUCUCACCUGUCUUCUUUUUUUUAAACUUCAGAACAAAGUCAAAGAGCCUUUUGAGGAGCAGUUGAAUCAAAAAGCAUUUUCUGUUGGGACAAAAAGGUCCUUUUCCUUGAAAAGAGAGAACACAUCGCCAGAGAUUGGAUCUGUCGUCUCAUUGUUUUUCCUAUUGGUUCAGAAACCAGCCUAAUUGAAACCCACUGACCUGCAAAUAUGAAGGAAAAAAAAUUGUUGUUCUUUAUUUUUUCCUUGUUUUAAAAUGCAUCUUUUUGCACCCCAGCUCACCCUGAUUCCCUUUCCCCAGCCUACCACACAUGACUCAUCCAUGUUGCAGUGUAAGCUUUCGCAACUGUUGCCUUAUCUCCUCCCUUUCUGCUAGAUUAUCCUCACAAGUAUGGCUCAGAGGGUGGCUGCGCUGACCACUCAGUGUACGACAGGAUGAGGAAGUACCAGGCAUCCGUAGUAGCAGAGCCAGUCAAAGUAAGUGCCCACAUUACAACAAGGCCCCUCCCCUCUUCCCAGCUUCGUAAUUAAACACACAGAUGGACCCGGCUUUAGAUUACAGAGGUCUGAGUCAAUAUCCAUUCUACCAUACCCUGACAGAGGGAACGUGUAUAUAUUUUCAGCUGAAGUGUACAUGCUUUUAAUAUUAACCAUGAUCCCAAUCAAAAUUUAAGACACAUUGAAUUUUUUUUACAUGGCAAUAAGACCUUUCUGAUUAAGACUUUUGGAGAAAAUGUGGCAAUCCCAAUCCUAAUCCUUACCCGGAAGCCUUUGCACAUUGGACCCCUGCAGAUUUAACAUCAGGAGUAUGAUAUAAAUUAAAUUAUGAUGUGAGAAUGGUUACAGUAUAAAAAUGAUGACAGGGACACACUUCUUUAACAUCACAUGUUGCCUUUAAACAAGAUAUGACAUCAAAUAAGAAAGAAAACCCUUCCCUCUGUUUGUAAUGUUUGUUUUGAGUGUAUAUGUCUUUAAGGAGACUAUCAAAACUUUUGUUUUGUUUUUAAAGUGAUAACAUAAAUCCUUUUGAAUUGUGAUAUAAACAACUUUAAAAAUAACAUAAAAAAAGUGAAAAAUCACCCUAUCAUGUGCAGAUAAACUUUUAUGCAUUUUUUUUCCAUGUAAUGUCCAUGAUUGAUUUGUUUACAUUUAGGUUUUUGUACUCAAACCUUAUUAGAUAAUAUUUCAAUUUCAGAUCAUGUUUACUGUUAGAAGAUGGUUGGAAAGUGACAUCCUUCACAUCACAUAUUUUUUUAUGAACUCUGGGCAGUCUACAGAAAUGUGGGCUCAAGCAAAGAGCAUCAUUUUGAGCAGGAAAGUCUGCAUUAGAGUCCUCACACACUUGACAGUUUUACCCCUGUGGCACCCUUAAACACACAUACACUGGAUAAGAAUGUCAGAGUGAGACUGGAGAUUGGUAUUGGUGUAAUGUGAAUUUUUAGUGUAGUUUGGUGCAGCUUCCUUGGAGAGGAGUGUUUUAACUCUACUAAACUGUGAUAAGAAGACCGGUCCCACUGGAAUCAGAACUGUUGAGUGUUUCCCUGGGGAUUAGUUAAACAAUCUCUUUCACGCUCCUCAAAUUUGGAUUUCUUUGCCCUCCUAAAUCCAGCCUCCAUCUGUUUGAUACUGACCUUUGUUAUUUUUUGGUUCAAUGCUACAGGAUGAAAACAGUGUCCUGGAGGAGGAGAGCUCUCAGAGAGAUCCUGUUGUUCUGAGGAAAAAAAGGGCUGCAGCAAAAGAGAAAAACAUUUGUCAGCUCUUCAUCCAAACUGACCACACUUUCCUACAACAGUUUGUCACAAAAGAGGCUGUCCUUGCACAGGUACACAAUCACCCACAGUGAAAUAACAGGUUAACAUCUGUCAAAACUGUUUCUAAGAAAUUCUUCAGGGUAGGAUUAGCAGAUGUGUCUUGAAUCAGCAUUAUUCUUAUUUUCCCUUGGAAGCUUAGUGUCUUCAAUGAAGUGGUUUUUCUGGUGCUUAUUUUUUGCUGAUUGAACUAAACACUUUCCCUGCAGAUCUCUGGCUACGUGAAGGCCACUAACUCCAUCUAUCAAGCCACAGACUUCAUGGGCAUCCGGGAUAUCAGCUUUAUGGUUAAAAGGAUCAAAGUGAGCUAAAAAAUCAGACAGGAGCACUUUUGGCUGAGUCUGGACAUGUAAAUCAGCCAACUAAAUAGUUGAAAUUUUUCUCUCUUGUAUUUAGAUAAACACCACCAGCGAUGAAAAGGACGAAACAAAUCCCUUCCGCUUCCCCAACACUGGGAUAGAGAUGCUUCUGAACCUGUUCUCUGGACAGAACCAUGAUGACUACUGCCUGGCUUAUGUCUUCACGAGCAGGGGAUUCAGUAUGGGACAUCUCGGUUUGGCCUGGAUCGGUUCUCCCUCAGGUUGGUACACAACUACACAUCCCUGGUUGGAUUCUUCUGUUUUUCUUCUGUUACUCAAACACAAAAGCUGGUUAAAUGAAAAACAACAUAGGGAUUUACCUCAGCUCAUCCAUGAAUAAAUAGUAUUUUUGUUUGCAUUUGUAUCUGUUGGUAAUACAGGCGGUUACACUUCUGUUAUUAGUAUUACAUUUUCAUGUUUAUAGCAUCAUAAUCAAUAACAUAUUCUCGAGUCAUUUUAAGGUUUUUUAGGUCUUGUCCCAUCAGCGUUUUUUGUCUGAUUUCCUCUCAGACUGGGUGUUAUCCAAAAAGUUCACUAAUGUAUUUUUGAUUGAAGAGUUAGCUGUUGUUAUUGAAAUUAUCACCACAACAGAAUAUGUUUGUAUCAUCUGCAAAUUAAACAAGCUUCGGUAGAUUCGAUAGUUUACAUGUAUCAUUAACAUAUAAGAUGAAUAAUUUAGGGCCAAUCACUGAACCCUGGGGGACACCACAAGCAAUGUCCAAACAUAAUAAGCAACAAUCCCCCAACUUCACAAAUUUCCUGUUUUCUAAGUAACUCUUGACCUAGUUCAACUCUACACCCCGAUGCCAAGUUGUUCAAGUUUUUUUUUUAAUAAGAAUGGUUUAUUGUGUGAAAUGCUUUUUAAUGUCAGUAAAUAUCCCAAAUGCAUUUUUUUCUGGUCCAUAGAGUUUCAAAUUUCUUUGAAUCUAGUAAAGCCAGUGUUGUUGAUCUGUUUGACUGUCAGUAAGCAGAUUGUAUUUUUCAGUGAAUUUGUCCAGCCGGUUCUUGAAAAGUUUUUCUAGAAUUUUAGAGAGUUGUGGUAACAAUGAGACAGGUCUGUAGUUUGUGAAGUGGUGUAUAACUCAUUAACACAGUAUCUGAAACUGAAAAAUCAGAUGUAAUAAUGCUCACUUGUCAUCUAAGAGCCUGUUUAGAUUCUAACUGUAUAACAAAAGCUUAUUUCUGUUGUCACAGUUGGUCUUUUGAACAAAUGCUGUGAUCUUUUCCCUCUUCUUCAUUCAUCAAGUGACAUAAUUCAGUGCAGAGCUUUUUUUUUUUUUUUACUUUAGUACUGUGGAAAAAUGUUCACUGUUUUCAUAGUAUUAGAAAAAUAAUUUAGUAAGCCUAUUCAAUGCCUUACUUUUAAAUCGGUGCACCCAAAUUUUUUUGUUGUAUCCAAGACACUUGUGCUUUGACACUCCAAGUGCAGCACCUUUUGUAAGCCCAUGUUAGAAACCGAGACUGCAGAGACUUGGCUUAAGCAUCAGUCUGUUAAACAUGCAAGAGUAUUUUUUUUUAUUUUCCCUUUACUGUAAUUGAAUGUUUUGCAAUUUUUUUCUUGGUUGCAGAUAUAAAUAAGUAGUGGUUUUGUGAACUGUGGAGCAGUUACGCUUCCUGUGUUUACUAUUUAUUUAAAUAUUUGAUAAGAAACCUGUAGCUUGAUUCAAAAAAUCACUUCCUCUGAUUCUCAACAUCUUUCACAAUUUGCUUCAUGUGUAACCCACCUUUAAUGACUGGACUAUUUCAGUUUUAAACAUUAGAAAAAUCACAGUAUUUAAACAUUCAGUAUCUUCAAUUGAAUAUUUUCAUAAUCCACUCUUCUCUGUUGUGUUAAUUUUGCUUCCACAGAGGACAGCAAAGGCGUCUGUCAGAAGUACCGACCGGCAAAAGUUGGACAUAAGUCUUUCAACACCGGAAUAAUUACUGUGAAUCUCUUCGGAUCAAUUGUCCCUCCCAAAGUGUCACAUGUCACCUUCGCUCAUGAAAUAGGGCACAGCUUGGGCUCUCCUGUGAGUACGAUGUUUUAAAAUGUUUAACUCUUCUUUUUCCUGGCCAAGCUCUUAAACAUAUCACAUGCUGCUGUUUUGUUACAAAUCACCCUGCCGGUUUUCCUUUAUUUGCCCUCUGUUUUACAGCAUGACUCUGGGAUCAAAUGCACCCCUGGAGAGUCAGAUUUUCAGGAAGAAAAGGAGCAGGGAAACUACAUCAUGUAUUCCAGUGCUACAUCAGGAGACAAGCCCAACAAUGACAAAUUCUCCAUCUGCAGCAUUCGCAAUAUAAGUGCUGUUCUGGCCAUUUGGAAAGAUGACUGCUUUGUUGGUAAGUCCUCUCUUCUAAACUCAUCUGCUCCUGUCUCUGCGUGAAAAAAGGCUGUCUUAAUGCUGUUGUGUCUGUGUGUACAGAGUCUCGCGAGCCUUACUGUGGUAAUGGACUCUUGGAAGCUGGAGAAGAGUGUGACUGCGGCUACACUGACCAAUGUAAUGACCCAUGCUGUUAUAGCGCCAGUGAAGCAGAAGGGAAAAGAUGCAAACUCCAACCAGGCAAAGACUGCAGGUUAGAUGAGACAAGCAUGCUCCUGUACAAUAAUCUAACGUGUACUGAUGAAUAAUUUAACCCAAAACUAACAGUUUGAAGGACUGUUUUAACUUUUGAUGACAUGAAUUUGAUACUUUUCCCACAGUCCCAGCCAAGGCCCGUGCUGUACAUCAGAGUGCACUUUCAAGAACAGUAAAGCGAAGUGCAGGGUGGAGUCUGAGUGUGCCAAAGAAAGCCUAUGCAAUGGAGUAACAGAUCAGUGCCCUGCCUCAGAGCCAAAGGAAAAUUUCACUUCCUGCAAUUUAGAAACACAAGUCUGCCUCAAUGGGGUAUGCAGGAAUGAUGUUCCACAUACUGUUGGUGUUUAGUAUGUGAAGAAUAUGAUCUUGUGUUAGAAUUAAUUUAUUAUUAUUUUAUUCUUUUUCCUAUCUGUUUUUAACAGGUAUGCUCUGGUUCCAUUUGUGCAAAGUAUGGCUUGGAAGUUUGCACCUGUGCCAGCCAAAACGGCAAGAAUGAAGCAGUAGAGCUCUGCCAUGUUUGCUGCAUGGAGAAAAGUGAGUGAUGGGCUACAAAAGUGGUCAUUGCUUUAAAAAAAACACUCAAUAGGAAUUUUAGGCUAAUGUUAAGUGAUAGUAACAUCAGACUGUUAAAGAAUAGAUUAUUUUUAUACGAUCCAAGGGCAAAAAAGCACUGAGUUGUUGUCAGUAUCUUUAUGGUCACACUCCCUCUUCUGCCCCCAGUGGACCCCAGCACCUGCAGUAGCUCAGGAUCAGAGAAAUGGGCAAAAUAUUUCAACAGGAAGGUCACAGUGCUGCGACCCGGCUCCCCCUGCAACAACUAUAAAGGCUACUGUGAUAUGUUAUUGAGGUGUCGUCUAGUGGAUGCAGAAGGGCCUCUGAGAAUGCUAAGGAAGGCCAUCUUUGAUAUAGAAGAACAUGAGAAUAUUGCAGAUUGGAUAGUGGUGAGUGGCCUGAAAAUACAGCAACUUAGUUCUGCACUAGGAAUUCAUCAAUAUGAUGACACAUAUACGUGCAGUGACUAUUUUGUGUUUCUCUGUAUUUUGACUGAAUAUGUGUGUUUUACAGGCACACUGGUGGGCGGUGCUUCUGAUGGCCAUCGCUCUUGUUCUGUUAAUGGCUGGUUUCAUCAAGAUCUGCAGCAUCUUCACGCCAAGCAACAAUUCUAAACUGCCUCCACCAAAGCCAGUGCCAAAACAAGUGCACAGCUUAUGUCCCUGUUCAGGUUCAUAUUCAUCCAGGUCAUGGUUAUCCAAUUCUUCAUUGAAAGGGCAACUGGACUUGCUUGAAGUUCUUAAAGAUGUUUCUUCUUUCUUCCAAAAGGCUUCAUUAGUUAUUAAGUGACUGGGGCCAAAGUUGGAAAUUCAUAGCUUAAAGGGGUGAUGGGUCACCUGAGAGCCAUUAGCAGGGUCGUUGACAUGGUGUAAGUGGAGUUGGAGCCUGUGAUCCAGCAUAAAAGCAUUGUUUCGAUUGUUGUCAAAAGAAAUCCAAAAGCUGACUUGUAAGAGGAGGAUGAGAAGUGCCUUGGACCAGACAAGUCGGCAAAAACAUUGCUGUGCCAAUGAUUGUUCUCUUCUUCCCUGUUGGUCUCCAGUUUCUGAGAAGACUUGAUAAAGGCCCAUUCAAGGCUUCCCUGAGGUUUCGGUGUUCCUUCUUCUUGCCUUCCAUCUUAGUAUCUUCUCAGCCCUGUGUUGAGGAGUUCUGAUGAGACCCAAGGAGGUGUCAAGGAGGCCAUCUUUGUCAAACUGCCCUUUCAACGAAGAAUUGGCCCACAGUUGAUGUAUUUUUACAUUAUAUUUUGAACCCGGCAUUAGAAAGAGCUGCUAGUGGCAGAGAGUUUACAUUUUGAUAGAUGUUGUUUUAAGAAAUUAGGGGGUGAAUAAUGUUUUUUGGGGGAGGUAGGAAGAUAAUUUUAAAAGAACACUAGAAAAGCUCAAAGUGGAGCUAUCUGGUUUGGCUUUUAGAUUUGGCAAAGUUUUCCCUGUUGGAUUUCAUGCUGAGGAUAUAGAAAAAAGUAUGUUUGUGUCAGGCAUUUAUUUUGUGCCCCUCAUUGUGAUGUCUUUUUCUUACAGCAAAAAAACCACAGCAGAGGCCAGAGAGUUUGUCCCAGCGUCUGCAAUUUCAGCAGAAAGAGGACUAUGAAAUGGUUCAAAUUAGGUCCUGAGACACUGCUCCACUCUUUGCCUUGGACCUUCCUACACUGGGAGCACCUCACACCAAAGAGUUACCUUAACCAUAUUUUGGAAAAACCAAAGACCCUGCACUUGGAUCGAUUUUCACUGACGUUAGCCUGAUGUUUGGGG